This is a messenger RNA of Syngnathoides biaculeatus (alligator pipefish), 2359 nucleotides long. Its product is annotated as zinc finger protein 287-like. Bases 876 to 1823 code for a protein of 315 amino acids. Gene Ontology annotation, biological process: regulation of transcription by RNA polymerase II. The transcript has 4 exons. The record is from RefSeq and is a predicted model, not a curated record. NCBI's taxonomy places the organism in Eukaryota, Metazoa, Chordata, Actinopteri, Syngnathiformes, Syngnathidae. Gene Ontology annotation, molecular function: RNA polymerase II cis-regulatory region sequence-specific DNA binding; DNA-binding transcription factor activity, RNA polymerase II-specific.
CAGUAGCUGCCGAGAAGAAAAAGAAGACGCAGACGAAGAAGAAAAAAACACAAAGAAGAGAACGCAGACGAAGAAGAGGACGUAGACGAAGACGAAUAAUAUUAAUAAUAAUAAUAAUAAGAAGAAGAAGACGCUUUCUGCUAGCGGCGCAUCGCCAAGCGGGAUCCGUGCGAAAAUGUGCAAAGUAGAAGCGAUCCGAGCGCUGCUGAACGCGCGGCUGAGUGCGGCCGUCGAAGAAAUCUGCCUUGUGCUGCGAAGAACCGUCGCAGAGUACGAGGAGGAACUUUGUCUCGCGAAAAAGGAGAACGAGAGACAACGUCAGCAAUUGGACGCCGUUUGCAGGCUGCGGGGAGAACCGCGAACAGCAGGCAAAAGUCGAGAUCUUCACGUUGAGCAAGGCGAGGAAGGACCGCAGCCUGCGCACGUUAAACAAGAAGAGCGGGAGGAUGAAAUCAGCACGUUGCAGUUGGCUGGUGCGAUUCUGAAGCGCGAAGACGAUGACGGGGACCGCCGCCGAGGAUUCCAAUCGGAGGGCCGAUCGGCUCCGCCGUCGGACACCGACGCCGCGACGUCACGCUCCGCCCACAAUGACGACGGUAAUAAAAACGUCACAGUUUGCGGGCGGUAUGCUGUUUGCAACCACGACCGCUAGACGACAGCAUUGCCUCGGUCACGGCGUUCCACGACCGGAUGAUGUGUCGAAGGCAACAGGAAAUAAAAAGCAGAACGUCCAUCACAACUGCACUUCCAUCCAACAAUCCAAGUUGGAGUUUAUUGUCCUGGUCAACUUGUGUUGAAGCUUCUCGAGUGAGUUUAUCUUAAUUUAACUCGCUAGCCUCUCACAAAAGAGACCGCAAGGAACGAAGCGUGUAAAAAUGUGGCCAAAAUGUAUGAAAGAAGAAGAAGAGGACCCGGAGGAACUUUGUCAGAUGAAAGAGGAGCCCCGAGACGUGUCACACGGAGCAGUAGACGUUAGUGAGGGAGGUCUUCCUGAGCAGCAGGAGCCACAGUGGCACAACAUUAAAGAGGAGGGGGAGGAGCCAGACCUUCCUCGCAUUAAAGAAGAAGAGCAGGAGUUUCCAUUAACUGAUGUUGUUAUGAAAGGUGAAGAUGAUAACGAUGAAGAAGAAGAAGGUGAUGGCGACUCCAGUGGUGGAUCACAAGCAGACGGCCUCUUUGCUCCGCUAUCACACGACGAUGACAUAACGUCACGCUCCUCUGACGACGAUGAACAAGACUUUAAAGGUGACGGAACAUGUCCCCCUGAGAAAGAAUAUUCUCAUGGUGGCAAAACUUUUUACGGCAAAUCGUUGUUGAAAGGAGAUGAGAGAAGAAGACUCGCUCGCGAAAAAGCGUUUGCUUGUUCAGUUUGCGGUAAAACAUUCAACAGAAAGACGACUUUAACGACGCACGCAAGAACACACACGGGAGAAAAACCUUUCGCCUGCUCAGUUUGUGGGAAAACAUUUUCUGACAAGACAAAUUUCACGACGCACGCGAGACUGCACACCGGGGAGAAACCUUUCGCCUGCUCGCUUUGCGGCCAAAGAUUCGCUUCAAAGGCCAAUUUAACAGGACACACUAAAACACACACUGGUGAAAAACUUUUUGCCUGUCUAGUUUGUGGCCAAAGAUUCUCUUUAAAAAAGAAUUUAACAAGACACACAAGAACGCACACGGGAGAGAGACCUUUUGCCUGCUCAGUUUGCGGCAAAGGAUUCUCAAGAAAUACACAUUUAACAAGACAUACAAGGACACAUGCUGGAAAAACAGGUUUGCCUGCUCAGUUUGUGAUCAAAAAUACUCAAGAAGGGGAAUUUUAAGAAACCACAAGACACACUGCUUGUAGUGUGUGUGAUGAAAUUUUUUUUUUUUUUUGUAAGGGUGCGUUUAAGAGACACGAAUGUGCAGUUGGGAUGAGCAGCAGUCAGUGAUGUGGUGUAAUAAACAAAGGCUGCGUUUGGACUCACAACUCACUUCCUUUUUCUGAAUCACUCCAGACAAGUCGGGAUUUUAUUUCGUGGAUUUAACUUGGAGACAUUCCGAACGUGAAAGUGCUGAGAGACGGAAAGUUGCUGAUCAUAAUUUAAAAACGAGGAACAAUGAACGACAAAAAGCCGCAAAACUUGCAAACAAAAUGCAAAUCACAGGUGAGUGAGAUCAAAUUAAAAAUAGAGACGUUGGAAAAGGAUUGAUAUUUAUCAUAGAUAAAUAAAUAGAUGAGGAAAGAUGAACAAAUGUUUGAGAAUGAAAGAUUUAAGUAAAUACAUGUAAUCUUAUUCUCAAAUGUGUAACACAUAAAUACUGUUUACAUAUUUUAAUCAUUCUGGUACUCAGAUACACAUACAUUAAAAUUCCU